Messenger RNA from Polychytrium aggregatum, 1513 nucleotides. RefSeq lists its product as uncharacterized. Gene Ontology annotation, biological process: isocitrate metabolic process. NCBI's taxonomy places the organism in Eukaryota, Fungi, Chytridiomycota, Chytridiomycetes, Polychytriales. The coding region runs from base 110 to 1444 and encodes 444 amino acids. Gene Ontology annotation, cellular component: mitochondrion. The record is from RefSeq and is a predicted model, not a curated record. The transcript is spliced from 16 exons. Gene Ontology annotation, molecular function: magnesium ion binding; isocitrate dehydrogenase (NADP+) activity; NAD binding.
GUCCUGUCCUGUCCGCUGCCCCUUUUGAUCUGGAUCCACACGCAGAUCAGCCUCGCCGCCAUCUUGCUCCAUCUCCGGACCCGUUCGGCCUCAACCUCCGUCUCCCGCCAUGACCUUCAUGCUCAAGCGAUCGCCCCUCCUGGCCGCCAGCCGGCCUUUCAUCUACACUCCCGCCAGAAUGUACUCCCAGGGAAAGAAGAUUGCUGUUGCCAACCCCGUCGUCGAGAUGGAUGGUGAUGAAAUGACCCGCAUCAUCUGGAAGUGGAUCAAGGACAGACUCAUCCUGCCCUAUGUGGAUCUGGACAUCAAGUACUUUGAUCUUGGCAUGGAGCACCGCGACAAGACCAACGACCAGGUCACGAUCGAUGCUGCCAACGCCAUCAAGCAGUACAACGUUGGCAUCAAGUGCGCCACCAUCACCCCCGACGAGGCCCGUGUUCAGGAGUUUGGCCUGAAGCAAAUGUGGAAGAGCCCCAACGGCACUAUCCGCAACAUCCUCGGUGGAACCAUCUUCCGUGAGCCUAUCCUCUUCACCAACGUUCCUCGCAUUGUUCCUGGCUGGACCCAGCCCAUCACGAUCGGUCGCCAUGCUUUUGGUGACCAGUACCGCGCCACCGACUUUGUCGUCCCUGGUCCUGGAACUGUCGAAAUCACCUACACCCCCAAGGACGGCGGUGCCGCCCAAAAGUACACCCUCUACGAGUUCAAGGGUCCGGGUGUUGCUCUCGGCAUGUACAACCUCGAUGAGUCCAUCGAAGGUUUUGCCAGAAGCUGCUUCGAGGUUGCCCUGUCCAAGGGCCAGCCCCUCUAUCUCUCGACCAAGAACACCAUCCUCAAGAAGUACGAUGGCCGCUUCAAGGACAUCUUCCAGGAGAUCUACGAAAAGCACUACGCUGAGAAGUUUGCCGAGAAGAAGAUCUGGUAUGAGCACCGCCUGAUCGAUGACAUGGUUGCCCAGGCCCUCAAGUCCAGUGGCGGCUUCGUCUGGGCCUGCAAGAACUACGACGGUGAUGUCCAGUCCGAUAUUCUUGCCCAAGGCUUUGGAUCUCUGGGUCUCAUGACCUCUGUCCUGGUCACCCCCGAUGGAAAGACCCUCGAAGCCGAAGCUGCCCACGGCACUGUCACCCGCCACUACCGCGAGCACCAAAAGGGCCGUGAGACCAGCACCAACUCGAUCGCCAGUAUCUAUGCUUGGACCCGUGGUCUGUCCCACCGUGCCAAGCUCGACGGCAACGAGGAGCUCGCCAAGUUCAGCCAGAGUCUCGAGCAGGCUUGUAUCGACACUGUCCAGGUCAACAGCAUCAUGACCAAGGAUCUCGCUCUGUCGAUCCACGGCAAGGGCCUCAAGCGCGAGCACUAUGUCAAUAGCGAGGAGUUCCUGAACGCCGUUGCCGAGAACCUCAAGAGCAAGAUGGCGGCCAAGAACGCCUCCCCGUCUCUCUAAUCGUGCGGUGCAUCCGCCAUGCUCCUCACCUCCCCCCCCCCAGCGUCACAAUGUCGUCUCUACGUACCA